Molecule: messenger RNA, 1855 nt
Organism: Spodoptera litura
Lineage: Eukaryota; Metazoa; Arthropoda; Insecta; Lepidoptera; Noctuidae
Product: alpha-tocopherol transfer protein
Cellular component (GO): membrane
Molecular function (GO): phosphatidylinositol bisphosphate binding
Source: RefSeq, a predicted model, not a curated record
ACAAACUUAGUAUCAUUGUCAACAGUACGGUGGUAGGCGACGCACGCGACUGUCAGUUGCGACUCGUGACACUCCGCUGAAAUAUUUCGUUAUUCUAUUUUUAUUCAUUUUUUGUUGCAAGGAUUGUUUUGUUUAGUUUUGCGAUAAACACAAUGGCUUCCGCGUCAGUAAUGCUGGUACAGCCUAAAGGCGAGCUUUGGGAGAAGAUCAGAGUGGAAUUGAACGAGAAUGUUAACACCCGAGACCAGGACCUGGCCACUAUUAAGGAUUGGCUGAAGAAGCAGCCACAUCUACCUGAUGAAUGGGAUGACCGCUGUUUGAUGAGCUUCCUCCGAGGAUGCAACUUUUCUUUGGAGAGGUGCAAGAAGAAACUGGAUAUGUACUUCACCAUGAGGAGUGCCUGCCCGGAGUUCUUCACUAACAGAGACAUCACGAGACCAGAGCUGCUGGACCUUAUGAAAAGAGCACAAGGACCAACUAUGCCAGGAUUGACACCCUCUGGCAGACGAGUCACAAUUUGUAAAGCCCUUGACAAAAGAAUGGACCCGCAAAACUUGAACGACGCGUUCAAGAUCGCCAUGAUGAUCGGUGACGUCAGAUUGAUGGAAGAAAUCGAAGGUGUGGCUGGAGACAUAUACAUUCUAGAUGCUUCUGUAGUCAGCCCCAGUCAUUUAGGCAAACUAUCUCCCUCAGCGUUGAAGAAAUUCUUCAUUUGUGUUCAGGAAGCGUACCCAAUCAAACUGAAGGAAGUCCACGUGGUGAACACAACACCUUUGGUGGAAACGAUCUAUAACAUUAUCAAACCUUUCCUCAAGGAAAAGAUGAGGCAGAGAAUUAACUUCCACAGCAGUUACACAGCCCUCCAUGAGUUCGUACCUAAGGAGUUGCUGCCAACAGAAUAUGGCGGCACUGGCUGCCCUCUUGAGGAGAUCAACAGCGCCUGGAUAAAGAAACUAGAAGAAUAUAAAGAUUGGUUCAAAGCUCAAGAAAAUCUCAAAGCUAACGAGGCCCUUCGACCUGGAAAACCAACUAAUUAUGACGAACUCUUCGGUAUUGAUGGAUCCUUUAGACAGCUGGCUAUAGAUUAGAGCACUAAUAUAAACCUAGAUUACUCUGUAAGGCUUUAUAGGAGCAUAGGUUACUUUUAAUUCUGAGAAAUAUAUAAACUCAUUCCGAUCAUAAACGUCUUCGUUUAAUAUCUACUGUGUGUCAUUGUUAGGCACGAAUUGACUGACUUUGUAACUCAACUGUUAUAUUUAGUACACAACCACUCAAAAUAAUAAGCCUUAUCAAUGCUUUCGUCCUCUAUAAUGACUAAGAUUUUGAUUUAAGAUUAGACUGCUAAAAAGCAUUCGAUGAGUUAUAUUAAUAAAUAGGUCCCUUUUUAUACUACUUGCAUUUAUAUUAUGCCCUCAAAUAUUAAAUUAAAUAUUUAAUUUUAACGCCUUACCUAAAUAUUUGUCGUACUUAAUGCAAUAAUCUUUGUGGUUUGCAGUAGAAUUGCUAUGGUAUGCCACAAGGCGCUAUAAUAGGACCACUCAAUAUUUUCUUGCUCUUAACUUGUUUGUGUCUUGUUCACUAUUAAAAAUAAAUCUAUAACUAAACAUUGGCAUGAAAUAAGUAAUAUAUAUUUUUUAAAUAAACAUUAGCACAAAACUACGUAAUAUAUCUUUUAAAAUAAGAUCAAAUGACAUAAAAAGGGCUGCAAAAUAGUUCUUAUUACUUAAGGUAAUGAAGGUUAGUAUGAAUAUGCGGGAUAUUAUGGGAGAUGCUUCUUAUUUAAUGAAAAGAAAAUUUUCUAACUAGUUUUAAGUGUGGUGAUUGUCUGUGAUAAAUUAAAUGAUUCUAAAAAAAA